Diabrotica virgifera virgifera (western corn rootworm) is the source of this 417-nucleotide messenger RNA. Its product is annotated as SCAN domain-containing protein 3-like. The transcript has a single exon. The record is from RefSeq and is a predicted model, not a curated record. Gene Ontology annotation, molecular function: protein dimerization activity. NCBI's taxonomy places the organism in Eukaryota, Metazoa, Arthropoda, Insecta, Coleoptera, Chrysomelidae. The coding region runs from base 1 to 417 and encodes 138 amino acids.
AUGGCUUUAGUAGCGCAGUUUGUUGUUUCACCCUUUAUGGAAAUUGAUAUCCAACAGUUUGCAGCUUGUGCUAUGCAGAACUUUGGCGAAGACAUCGCUGCAACAAAAAUGGAAGUCAUUGAGUUUCAAAAUGAUUUAGCCUUAAAAUCGUUAGUCUCAAGUACUGAAUGUAUCUGGCCUAUUGUAAGUAAAGACAAAUAUUCAGUUCUAUGCCGUGUUGCCUUGAAAGUGAAAGCAUUAUUCAGUUCAACCUAUUUGUGUGAAUCUUCUUUUUCCAAUAUGAAGUUUAUUAAGAACAAAUAUCGCAAUCGACUUACAGAUGAACAUUUGGAUAAUUGUAUUCGAAUGGCUGCAUCAAAUUAUACUGCAAACAUUAAAAAAAUUAUCGACGAGUCUGAGUGUCAGCCUUCUCAUUGA